CACAACGUUCAACAACGGCGCGGUGGGUCACGUGACAGCAUCUGCUGCUGGCUGAGCGAAGCGUGUUAGCAGAUUUUUCUAUUUUGUACAUACAUUGUUUUGUAUAUACUGUAUAUGAUGACUUCAGUGGUCAGCAACCAAUCCCGAGGGACUCGGGACAAAACGCUGCCCACUACCACACAAACAACACAACCACAGAAACAGAUACAGGCCACAGCAGAACAGAUUCGUUUAGCCCAGAUGAUCUACGACAAAAAUGAUGCAGACUUUGAAGACAAGGUCAAACAGCUGAUUGAGGUUACUGGGAAGACUCAAGAUGAGUGCAUGGUAGCCCUCCAUGACUGCAACGAAGAUGUAAACAGAGCCAUCAAUUUCCUGCUGGAGAGCACCUCUGACACAAACUCCUGGGAAACUGUGGGGAAGAAGCGGAGCCUUGGGAAAGAAGGAGGACCCUCAGAGAUAAAAGAUAACAGAGAGAAGAAAGGACAAGAGAGGGAGGCCAGUCGUGGACGUGGGGGGUCUAACCGGAGGGGCAGAGGCAUCAGCCGAGGGCGUGAAGGCCGGGUAGAGGAGAAUGGGUUUGAGGUGGCUCCGGGAGAGAGACGGGGUGACCCAGGACGCAGAGGACGGGGCAGAGGGGCAGGAGGUCGUGGAAGAGGAAGAGCAGCUGCUGGAAACAGAUUCUCCUCCCAGGGAAUGGGCACCUUCAAUCCUGCUGACUACACCGCUAACUCUGGAACUCGGCAGGAGACGUGGGAAGGAGAUGGCAAUGAACCUGCUGAAGAAACUGGAACUUGGGGAGGCAAUGUUGAAGACUGGACUUCAGAAGAUUGGAAUGAGGAUUUGUCUGAGACAAAGGUAUUCACUGCCUCUUCUGCUCCAGUGAAUCACAUCACACCCGGACACAAUGUGGACUUGGCUACCCUGCUACCCAAGGCUGGAAUGAGUUCUAUGGACUCUGAUUUGGGGGCAAUCGUUGACGGCCCCUCAGCUGAGGAUUUGGGCCAGAGCCUGGUGUUUACCAAUUCCCACCACAAUGGACGCACUGCAACACACAGCUAUGCACACGCUACAGCCAACAGCUAUGCCCACGCCGCCUCUGCUGGAACCACCUACGCACAUGCUGCUCUGUCCUCAGUUCUGGGCUCUGGUUUUGGGUCCCUUAAUGCACCUAAACCGACACCUGCCUCUGACGUGAGGACUUCAGAACAGCUCAACGGCCCUCGGCUUGGUCAGAGAGUCAAUCAGACGUUGGCCACACCCAGCAACAAUGUUUCCAAAGAUGUAGGGCCACCUCCAAUGCAGAACCCUGCUCCUGCCUCCUCCCCCUCUGUGGAAAUCAAGCCUCAGAGGGUCGAGAAUGGUCCUGUUACUGCCCAACACUUGGAGAUGAAGCUUCAGCCAGAGCCUUCAGCGGUGCUAAGCCAACUAGCUCAGAGGCAACAGCAAUCCUCCAUCCUUCCCACCACAGAACCUCUGAGCCUGACUCAGUCACAUGCGCCACAGGUUCCCACACCACCAGGUCACGAGUCCUCAAUCCCUCCAGUGAGAGACGGACCUUCUCCUGGAGUCAAGCUGUCCGGCAUGGAGCCUCCAAUCACAGAAGCACCUCAGAGGCAACUUAAGACCCAAAGACGCAGAGUACCUCCUCCUUCAAAGAUUCCGUCGUCAGCAGUGGAGAUGCCAGGUUCUGCAGAUAUCCCUGGUCUGAAUGUUCAGUUUGGAGCUCUUGACUUUGGGUCUGAGGCUGGUAGUGGGACAGGAGACAUGGCACAGACAGAGCCGGCCAGGGAGCAAGCCCCUGCUCAGGUUCCGGCUCCAGUAGCUCAGACAGCCCCAGCAGCUCCUGCACCCAUUUCUGUCCCCAGCACUGUUCCUACACAGCAGCCACAGAGCAGCCUCUUCUCCAAACCAGGAACUGUGAGUGACCACAUGAGCAGCAUACCCACCCUACCUCCAGCCGUAUCAGAUCCCAGCUUCCCCUCACCAUCCUUGGGCUUACCCAGUGCCACACCCUCCCCCUCACUGGGUCUUCCCAGUGCAGCCGCUCCACCCGCUUCCUCAGCUCCUACAACAGUAAACCGGGUUGAGAGCAGUGGCCCAAGGACCCUGCCACCCCAUCUGGGCUUUUCUCAGAGCAAAGAUGUCCCCCCUGCUGUUGCAUUGACGAAUGGCUACAGCGGCAUGAAGACACAAAGCACACAGGACACAUCGUCUCGAGCAGUAAAAACAGAGUCUCCUGUCAUGACAAGUGACAGUGGUCCCAGCCACCACAUCCCCUCUCCUGCGGUUACACCUUCCCACUCCACAGCGAUGCCGUCACUUAACAGUCACGUAACCAGUACACAUUCGUCUGGAUCAGCCCUGGCCACAAGCUCAUCCCUCACAAUCAGUAAUGAGGACAGCAGUAGCAGUGCCAACCUCCACACAUUUUCAUCGUCAUCAUCCAGCCAAGCUGUCAAUCCCAGUCCUUCAGCUCCCCAGGCUGUCAGCAGCUCAACCGCCAACGGUCUGCACCCGUCUGGAGCACCAGGACUAACUACCAAUGGCACAAACACCACAAUGUCAGCUGCAGGCAGCCGCACGGCUCCUCUGCUCACCACCACCUCAGGCAAAGCUCCUCCCAACUUGGCCCAAGGAGUGCCGCCUCUCCUUGCUAACCAGUACAUCAUGGGCCCUGGUGGCUUGCUUCCAGCAUACCCGCAGAUCUAUGGAUAUGAAGAUUUGCAAAUGCUGCAGUCUCGUCUUCCGAUGGACUAUUAUGGUGUAACAUUCCCUGGUACAACGGCCACUAUGCCUGGAAGAGAUGGCCUGGCUAAUAAUCCAUAUUCUGGCGAAGCAACAAAGUUUGGCAGGAAUGACUCCUCGUCUCCUGCUCCCCCUACCAGCCUGUCCACUGCCGGGGUUCAGUCGCAGCCUCAGCAGGCCCCACAGGCAGGAACACAGGGGCAGGGACAGGGACAGAGCCAGGGACAACAGACGCAGAACCAGGCCUUCCUGAACCCUCCUCUUCCUCCUGGCUAUGGAUACACAGGUCUGCCAUACUACGCUGGCGUGCCGGGGGUUCCCUCAGCCUUCCAGUACGGCCCCACCGUCUUUGUGCCUCCUGCUUCAGCCAAACAGCCCGCCAUGGGUCUGGCCAACCCCUCCAGUCAGUACCACCAACAGCAUCAGCCCAGUUAUGGACAGCAUGCUUACGGCACAGCCUUUGAUGACCUAUCUCAAGCCCACGGUGGGGAGUACAGUAAGGGAGGGUACGGAGGCUCUGCCCAGUCACAGGCCAAGUCAGCGGGCAGCGGCCCAGGGAAAGAUGAUGCUGCAGUCAAGAAUGUAUUGGAAAAAGCACCAGGACUAUCAGGGUCAGGUACUGGUGGAGGAGUCCCUGACAUGGGAGGUUCCAUCUACAGCAAAACUCAGUCAUUUGACAAGCAGGGCUUCCACACAGGGACGCCACCUCCCUUCAGCCUGCCUUCAGCACUGGGAGGAACAGGGCCCCUGAACCCUGGUGGGGCUCCUGGCUAUGCCCCUGCUCCGUUCCUGCACAUCCUGCCACCACACCAACAGCCCCACUCCCAGUUGCUGCAUCAUCACCUCACACAGGACGGACAGGGUGGACCCGGUCAGCGCAGUCAGUCCAGCAGCAUGCAGCAGAAGACCCAAGGCAGCAAGUCCAGCUAUGGCAGCUCCCCCUACUGGGCCAACUGAGGAAUGCUUCCCACCACCCCUUCCCCAAAAGGCUGUGUGUGCGUGUGUGCGUGUAAAGCUUAAACAGAAAAAAAAUCAGACACACUACCCUCACAAUGAGCAACCUUGGGCUUCCUGGCCCUGCUCCCCCCACCUCCACAAGUCCUCAUAAGUCUUUUGGGUUCUCUCUUCCCCCCCUUUUCAAAAAUUGGUUGUACAUGUAAGAUAUUUAUGUAUGUAUUUAUAUAUAUAUACUGUAUAUGUAAUAGUAGAACAUGAAAUGUGGUUGCUGCAUUUUAUUUUUUGAAGGACUUUUGUUUACUUUUUUCAAAACUGCAGGAAAAGAUGUUACAUUAAGAGACAGAGUGGGAUGAAUCUGAUGGUGAGAGAGUGAGUGACGAAGAGAAAUUGUCUAAAACUUCCUGUAAGAAACCAGAAAAAGGAAAUGGAGAGAGCUUUAGCACUGAUUGCAUAUGAGGACAUUUCAGAUGGGGGUGGGGUUUAUAAUAACUAACUGCAUCUGUUGUCUUUUUUUUUUUUCUUUUUUUUAUACAUAACUCCCUGAAUGACCAGGCUCGUCCCCAAAAUCUUCAUUUUGUAGACUCCCGUAUUUCCCUUCCUGCCUUUCUCCCUCCCCUCUGGAGGGCCGUCUGCUCUCCUUGUGUCAACACGUUUCCUCGACAGAAAGACCCGCCCAUCUGAAUUUUAUAUUUUAAUUUAAUUUUAACCAUGAUUUCCCUCGAAAUAAAAGUCCUGAGCAGUUGGAAAUAUUUAAUUCGA
Messenger RNA from Cheilinus undulatus (humphead wrasse), 4464 nucleotides. RefSeq names its product ubiquitin-associated protein 2-like. The record is from RefSeq and is a predicted model, not a curated record. Gene Ontology annotation, molecular function: protein binding. Gene Ontology annotation, cellular component: cytoplasm; nucleus. The transcript has 30 exons. The coding region runs from base 115 to 3705 and encodes 1196 amino acids. Lineage: Eukaryota; Metazoa; Chordata; Actinopteri; Labriformes; Labridae.